Myxozyma melibiosi is the source of this 4412-nucleotide messenger RNA. RefSeq lists its product as uncharacterized. NCBI's taxonomy places the organism in Eukaryota, Fungi, Ascomycota, Lipomycetes, Lipomycetales, Lipomycetaceae. The transcript is spliced from 4 exons. The record is from RefSeq and is a predicted model, not a curated record. Gene Ontology annotation, molecular function: zinc ion binding. The coding region runs from base 315 to 4241 and encodes 1308 amino acids. Gene Ontology annotation, cellular component: endoplasmic reticulum membrane.
GAUUAGCCGAAUAUUGCAUAAGCGCGCAAACACCGCGACGCGCUUACGGCUGGAGCCGAACAUUCACUCUCUGAAGACCGACCGGCCGAUUCCAAACCAUCGCGAUCUAGAUUUCUUUUGAUCUCCUCCACUGCUUCCAGUUCACAGAUACCGCUCGCCGGAUCCCAGCUAUUCAGUGCAUUCUCUGGUGGUCUGGGUCUUUCUGUUUCUGUCCUUCUUAUGCUCUAAACCCUCUUCUGUCUGAAGCAGUCCCGUCAUUUCGUCCUUCUGUUGAAUUUCCCCGUGUCGUCGGGUGCCGGCAGAUCUAAUUCACAAUGUCAUUCAACGGCGACAUAAUUGAUGACUCUGACGAAAUGGAGACCGAUACCUGCCGGAUCUGUCGCGGCGAAGGCACCGCCGAAGAGCCGCUCUAUCAUCCUUGCAAAUGCAGCGGGAGUAUUAAAUACGUGCAUCAAGAAUGUCUUCAAGAAUGGCUCCAGCACUCCCAGCGCAAACCAACCUGCGAACUCUGCAAAACCCCAUUCAAAUUCACAAAGCUAUACGCUCCAGACAUGCCGACAAGAAUCCCAUUCUUCCUCCUCGCAGAAAAACUGCUCGACCGCAUCCGCUCCUGGAUAUUCCUCUACCAAAGACUCAUCCUUGUCGCCUUCGUCUGGAUCAUCUGGCUUCCACUUAGCACUCGCUACGCCGUCCGCGUGUAUUUCUGGUUGUCUGACGAGAUGUUUGAGACUAAUAACAACACUCUCGCAGAAACUAUCUUUCUCGGUGGUGGAUUGCCUGUUGAUCCGGCCGCGGCAAAUGCCACCGUCGUCGUUCCCGAACCCGCGGCGCCGUCGCUGGGGUACACAAUCAAGCACAUGAUCUUUGGCGAUCUGGUAUCCGAUCCCCUCAUCGAGAAAUUACUGGACGACACUUUCGAAGGCCAAGUAAUCACAGGUCUCGUCAUCUUCGUCGUCGCGCUCGUCUUCCUGAUCCGCGAAUGGGUCCUCCAAAACGCCGCCUGGAACGUAAACCUCCCCGACCCCGUCAGAGCCGUGCCCGUCGUGGACGAACGACCGCUAGGCGAGCAGGUAAUGGAGAACAUCCAACCAGGCCUCCUGGACGCUCCCAGACGUGAUCGAGAACCCGCCAACGAUGCCGCGGUUGCGCUUCGACAAGACGCGCCUGGCGAUCAAGACGCGGGAGGUGCUGGUCAUGAAGCGGGGGUCAUCGAUCUUGUUGAAGAAGAGAGAGAUAGACUUGAGUUUGCAGCACGAGCAAGACAGUUGGUAGUAGAGCACUUUGCAGAUGCUGGACCUGACCGUCCAAACCUGGUUGAUUUACUUGCUCAACACCACCGCGAGCACCAAUUGGAGAUUCUCCGACGGCAGCAGAAUAACGAGGGCGAGUUACGUCAAAGACACAACCUCAACGAUGCAAACAGAGCACCGAUAGAUGUUGAGGAUGGACAAGAAGAGCAGCAGCCGGCUGUUGAAGUUAAUGCUGCGGAUGCACAGAUGCGGUUAGGCCAACUCAACCUAGACGAACUUAUGAAUGAUAUAGCACAACCGAUAGAACCUGAGCCGGAGGAGGAACCUGAGCAGGAGCCAGAAGCGAAUGUUGAGGAGCCUGGAUUAUGGGAGACUGUUGGGGCAUGGCUUCAGGAGUAUAUCAUAGGCGGUGAUAACCAAGCGGACGCAGAGCGACUGGCCGGUGCGAUCGACGUUGUCGACAACUUUGAUGCGAUGAUGGAACCUGCUGCGCGGCGGCUGGAGGAUGAAGAAGCCGUUGAAGACCGAGACGGCGAAGGCGACGACGACGGCGACGAUUUCGACGGCGUGCUCGAGUUCAUCGGCGUGCGCGGCCCACUCUCGACGCUCUUCCAGAACGGCAGUUUCGCGACCGUCAUGAUGACUGGUACGCUCGCGCUCGCGCUCUGGGUUCCGUAUCUGAUUGGCAAAUUCGUGCUCAUGGUUAUGUCGCACCCCGUGACUUUCUUUGGUGUGCUUCCGAUCCGCGUGAUGGCGUUCAUAGCAAACCAGGGCGUCGACAUCUUCAUCGUCGUGCUCAUGUACGGAGUCUUUGGCGUCAGACUGUACAUCGAGAUAUCCGAGCAGCUGACAAACAUAACGACCACCAAAUACUUUCCCUGGCUCGCUUUCUGGCUUAAGGACGAGGCCGAUAUGCGCGUGAUUAGCGAGAGCUGGGCGCGUAUCGUCGAGCGGCAGAACGACGCUACAGCACUCUUGGGCGGCUCGGGUAUGAAUGACAUCAAACUGGUCCUCAUGAACCCGGCGUGGCUCAAGUACAUCCACGGCGGCGUUGUGCCGGAUCAUACCACUGCUAUUGAUCGCGUGGUGGCCGUGUUUGCUGGGUACCUGUUUCUGAUUGUCCUAGGCGCGCUAUAUCUCUCACGAUGGUCAAAGAAGAAAGGCAAUCGUCGGAUGAGCAUGGCGCUCGAGCGGGUGAUUGUUGAAGUUCUAGGACAGGCGGGUGCGAUUUUGAAGGUGAUUGUCAUCAUCGCGAUCGAGCUCGUUGUCUUCCCUCUCUUUUGCGGUAUUCUCCUCGACGUUGCGUUGCUGCCGCUGUUUGACGGAGCUUCGAUUGCUUCGAGGUGGGAGUUUACUCUCAAUCAUCCGUUUGUCAGCGUCUUUUUGCAUUGGUUCGCAGGCACUUGCUACAUGUUUCACUUUGCGCUCUUUGUCUCAAUGUGCCGAGAAAUCGUCCGUCCAGGGCUUUUAUUCUUCAUCCGCGACCCCAACGAUCCAAACUUCCAUCCGAUCCGCGACGUGCUCGACCGACCUGUGCUGAUGCAACUUCGCAAGAUCAUCAUCUCCGCGUUCAUCUACUGCAGCUUAAUCUGCAUCUGUCUCGGCGGCGUCGUCUACGGCUUGCGCUGCGUCGUCGGCGGCGGCAUUCUCCCAAUCCACUGGGCGUGGAACGGCACCAUGGGCGAAGCUCCGAUCGAACUGCUUAUGUACCAGGUGUUUAUGGCGUACCUGCUCAAGUUCUUCAAGCCGUCGGGUGUAGUCGAGAAUUCGUGGGAAUUUUUUUUCCGCAAGGCCGCUUCAGUCCUGCGCUUGACUUCGUUCAUCCUCGGGCGCGAGGUGCCGCUCGAGCAGGGCAAGCUGAUAUUCCGGUCUCCGAUCGACUGGAUGCUGUCCUUCUUCCGCGAUCCGCAGGGCAUCGAGCCGAUUCGAAGCGCGGACGAAAUCAACGAGACGGCGUCGCAAGUUCUCUUCCUGCGGGACGGAGAGUUUGUGCGCGCGCCUAGUUCCGACAGCGUUCAUUUGCGAAAGGAGAGGCAUGAGUUUGUCGUCGUCAAUAAGGACAAUCGGCGACUUGACGGAAAGGAGGACACGCCUGAAGAUCUCAAGGAUACGACUGUCGUGUACACGCCGCCGCAUUUCCGAGUGCGGAUCGCGUGUUUGUUGGCGGGUAUUUGGAUGUAUGCGACCGCAUGCGGCCUUUUCGUCACACUCGGCCCGUUACUUCUCGGACGAGAGAUCUUCGAGGCCGUCACUGAUCCUGAGCGCCCCAUGAACGACGUGAUCAGCUUCACGUUCGGCGCGUACAUCUUUUGCGCGGCGUACAUGGUUGGCGAGUUUCUCGUCACGAACCGGGAGCACAUCAGACAGAAGUAUCUGAAGCUUGUGCAUAGCUUUAGUCAUCCUCAGGAGUUUAUCAGGAAGAUCAUUGGGAUCUAUAUCAGCGCCGGCAAAUUCGUUUACGUCUACGCUGCUCUAGGCUUUGUGAUCCCCUCCCUGCUCGGGCUCACGAUCGAGCUCUACAUCGUCAUCCCGCUCCAUCUUUACUACUCCGCCGAGCAGCCCAUCAUCCACGUAAUCCAGAGCUGGGCGCUAGGACUCCUCUACUGCCGCGGGAUCUACAAAAUAUCCUCCACGAUCCGGCCCAACUCGCGGCUCGAGACCGCGCUGGCGUCCACGUUUGCAAACGGAUACGCGAGGCCGAAUGCGCGGGUUGCGUCGAAUAAGAUUAUCAAGCCGGCCGUGUUGUUUUUCGGGGUGUUUUUGUUGGCUCCGGUGCUUAUUGUAUUCGCAGCACAGUUCGCACUCCGAACAGACGUAUCGCAAGACGUGCUGGUCGCCAGCUACAGACUUAUAUACCCCGCCAUCCUCCUUCUACUCCUUAUAAUCUUCUGCUACCGCGCCGUCCGACGAGUCUGCAGCUCGUGGAACACGCGGCUACGCGAUGAAGUCUACCUGGUCGGCAUGCAACUGCAUAACCACGCCGACGACUGAUCGGGCAUAUUACACAGCACAGCUACAUACAAUUACAGUUACAGUUUAUUAUUCUUACUACAGCACCACCCACCCGGUAACAGCAACAUUCUUACCCUGACGAUAACAUCGUGAUCAGUUUAUUGGUUUUCGGAUUUGUUUGAUAGUACAAUACAAUGUUACGACUCUUUG